This is a messenger RNA of Macroventuria anomochaeta, 769 nucleotides long. RefSeq lists its product as uncharacterized. The record is from RefSeq and is a predicted model, not a curated record. Lineage: Eukaryota; Fungi; Ascomycota; Dothideomycetes; Pleosporales; Didymellaceae. The transcript has 2 exons. The coding region runs from base 263 to 673 and encodes 136 amino acids.
AUCGAUUAUCGACCAGCAUCACACAUUCGCGAUGGACAGCAAUGACUGCAUCACGGCAAACGGUCUUUUCGUGCAUGUUUAUGGUGCCGUCGUCGCAAGACAAAGUGUGAUCUUGACGGCGCAGGCGAUCGAAAGGAGCCGCCCUGCGAAUCCUGUCACCUUUCCGGCAACGAGUGUAUCCUUGCGCAGUCGAAACGAAGACAAUGGCAAAACAAAGCCAGGGCGAAUAUUCCACAAGAUUUGAAAAGCUUCGUAGAACACAAUGAGGCUUUUGGAACUUCGGCCGAAUUAUCUACAGCUCCCCAGGACACUGACAUGUAGAGACAAGCUCGAAGAUCCUUGGAGGGAUUUGGAACUUGGAAGAGGAAUCGAGUUAAGAAACCCAUCCGAUGCGCUCGAUGUGCUUGCACAUUCAGAUGAUCGUUCACUGCUAGCCACGACUCGUGGUCCAGCCAAUUAUGGAACGUCAUCUACGCCCAACGACCAGGAGGGUGGCAAUCAGUCUGCAACGCUUAAGGGUCUCGAGUUGCUAAAGGUAUGCGAAAAUAUACAUCCUUACUGUCCUAUAGUCCCGGAAAAGUUUCUCACGCCAAUGGCUGUGGAACAGAUUGCAAAACCUGAUCACUUCCUUCUCACAAUCGUGCUGACGAUUGCGUCGCGAGAUGCGUCGUAGCAUGUACUUGUCCACUGAUACUGCUGGGAUCAUGCGCACAUACUACUACUAGACGUAUUCCUAGCUCGGCCCUCAACUCAAAUGCCUCGUACCGUC